Messenger RNA from Maudiozyma saulgeensis, 909 nucleotides. The record is from the annotation of a GenBank genome assembly. Lineage: Eukaryota; Fungi; Ascomycota; Saccharomycetes; Saccharomycetales; Saccharomycetaceae.
AUGGCAUCGUUGUUUAAGAAACCUGGUAAUUAUUGGUUUAUUGUUCCCUGGAUUGCUUUCUUACCAUGGUAUGGUAUGCUUAUUGCUAUGUUAGUAUGUUGGGCAGCUCAGGGACAUCCAAUAUAUUGGUUUAUGGAUACAGAUCAAUUUCCUGUAUUUAUAUCAGACAUUGGUGCAACUAAUUUAAAACCGUUAUUUAUUGCUUGUGCAGGUUGGCAAGGUAUUGGUUAUGUAAUUACUUUGUGUUUAGAAUUAUUACAAAGAAAUAAUGGCUGGAUGAAUCCAUGGUUUACUAAAGAUGAACGUAAUUUAAUUAUUGCAAGUAUUAUUUUAGGAAGUAUUGGUGAACUAGGUAUAUUGUUUUGCUCAAUUUUUACAACUGCAAGUUAUCAUCAUGUUCAUAUUGCAAUGCUUACUAUUUUUAUAAUAUUUAUGUUUUUAUCGCUGGUUUGUCUUACAGUAAAUUAUUAUCUAAUGGGAUUUCAUUAUACGAUAUUAAGACGUCAAAAUAUUUCAACAAUAAAUACUAAUAAAAGCACGGCUCAUUGGAAUAAAUUUUUAAUUAGUGCAAUUUUUAAAACUUUAUGGUUAGUAUGUGCUGUAAUUUGGGCAAUUUCUUUUGCUACUUUACCAGAUGAAUCAACAAGUGCAAAAUUUGAAUGGUUAUUAGCAUUUUGGUUAGGUGUUAUAUUUAUAAUUAUUUCAAUUGAUUUUUAUUUAGGUUCACAAUGGAAAAAAUCAAAAUAUUUCCCUUAUUUGAACAAUUUUGGAACAUUUUAUAAAUUGCAAGAAUAUAGAGAUAAACAUUCAGAAUUAUAUAACGUUGAGUCAGAAGUUGAAUCAAAGAGUAGUUCAGGAACAAUAGUAUUGACUAGUGCACCUGCUAUUGAAGAAAUUCCUCAAGUUUAG